Messenger RNA from Cladocopium goreaui, 1557 nucleotides. The record is from the annotation of a GenBank genome assembly. Lineage: Eukaryota; Dinophyceae; Suessiales; Symbiodiniaceae.
CUCAAGUGCUUGGCUCAGUUUUGAAACUCUUCUCGCUUUACCCUUUAGAAACCAUGCCUUCCACUGUGGAGAACGUGGCUAUGCUCGUCAGCGGUGCCGUGGCCACCACUGCCCUGAGCAGCGCCUUUGUUGCAAGUGGCCCAGUUGCACAGGAGGCCAGGACUGGUCUCCGUUCUUCCGGCUAUGCCAAGUCCUCCCAAUCUUCCCAGUCCAUGGGUGCCAUGGCUGGUGUGGGUGCAGUGGCUGGCCUGGCUGUGGCUGGUGUUGCUGGCAGGCGUGCAGGCAAGAACCGCACUUCCAUGCAGGCUGUGGGUGUUGGAAUCAACGGCUUCGGCCGCAUUGGCCGUCAGGUGGCCCGCAUUGCCAUGAAGGACCCAGAGACUGAUCUGAAGUUGAUCAACGCCAGCUAUGACUCUGACUACCUGGCCUACAUGAUGAAAUAUGACACUAUCCACGGCAAGUAUGAUGGAACCGUGGAGGCAGAUGGCGACUCCCUGGUGGUUGAUGGCCAGAAGAUUGCUUUGUCCCACACCCGUGACCCAGCUGAGAUCCCUUUUGGUGAGCAUGGUGCAGAGUAUGUUUGCGAAUCCACUGGUGUGUUCCUGACCACUGAGAAGGUUCAGGGUCACUUGAAGGCUGGCGCAAAGAAGGUGAUCUUCUCUGCUCCUGCCAAGGAUGACUCUCACACCAUUGUGAUGGGCGUGAACGAGGACACCUACGAGCCAUCCAUGGAGUGCGUGUCCUGCGCCUCCUGCACCACCAACGGCUUGGCCCCAGCUGUGCGUGUGCUGCAGGAGAAGUGGGGCAUCAAGCGUGGUCUCAUGACCACCUGCCAUGCCAUGACUGCAUCUCAGCCCACUGUGGAUGGCACCUCCAAGAAGGACUGGCGUGGUGGCCGUGCUGGCCCUGGAAACAUCAUCCCAUCCUCCACGGGUGCUGCCAAGGCUGUGGCCAAGGUGAUCCCUGAAGUGAAGGGCAAGCUGACCGGCAUGGCCCUGCGUGUGCCAACCAUUGAUGUGUCCGUUGUGGAUCUCACCGUUGAGUUGGAGCAGGAGACCACCUACGAGGAGAUUUGCGCUGAGAUGAAGAAGCGAUCUGAGGGUGACAUGAAGGGCUUCCUUGGCUACACCGACGAGGCAUUGGUGUCCACUGACUUCGAGACCUGCCCAAUCUCCUGCACCUUCGAUGCCAAGGCCGGCAUCAUGUUGGAUCCUACCUUCGUGAAGGUUGUGUGCUGGUAUGACAACGAGUGGGGCUACUCCUCCCGUGUGGUGGACCUGAUCAAGCACAUGGCUGCUGAGGAUGCCAAGGCGUAAGCUAGCUAGAUGCCGCUAGAUGCCGCUAGAUGCAGCUAGAUGCAGCUAGGUCGGAUUGUAAGAUAUUGUAAGAGUUUUCUUUUCGUAGCCAAGCGAUUUUCCAGAUUUAACACUUCAAGCUGCGUGUGCCGGACAACCGGCCUCGACUCAGUGGAUUUCAGUCGUUAUUCGCAGACACAAAAAGAAUCCAGAGACACUUUUGCAAUCAUUUUCAUGGUCUCUUCUUGUACGAAAACCGGAG